Molecule: messenger RNA, 423 nt
Organism: Gracilinanus agilis (Agile Gracile Mouse Opossum)
Lineage: Eukaryota; Metazoa; Chordata; Mammalia; Didelphimorphia; Didelphidae
Gene: C2H10orf105
Product: chromosome 2 C10orf105 homolog
Exons: 1
Coding region: 1-423 (140 amino acids)
Source: RefSeq, a predicted model, not a curated record
AUGAACACUGAGGAACCGGACCACAAGAGCUCCCCAGCCCUUGGCCUGGUUUUCUUCACCAACACCACCUCUGCUGAGCUUGCCUCGCCCAGCCCUUGGCCCCCGGGGGAGAUACCACAAUCUCUGUCCAUCAUCAUUGCUCUGGCCUGCAUCUUCCUUCUGCUGGCCACUUUCCUGCUCUUUGUCACCCUCUGCAAGCCGGCAGCCAUGGACCCCUCCCGCCACGGCCCCCACGAAUGCAUGCCCUACCACCCGGAGACGCCCAGCGAGCCCCAGCUCCGCUUCUGGAAGCGCCUCGGCUCCCUGCGCCAGUCCAUCCACAGCUUUCGCCGGGGCCGACCUGGCUCUCAGCACCCCGGGCCGCCCACUCACCAGCCCCUACCCGAUCGGGACUGGGGCUUUGUGGAGUCCACCAAGAUGUGA